Messenger RNA from Tricharina praecox, 1299 nucleotides. RefSeq lists its product as uncharacterized. The record is from RefSeq and is a predicted model, not a curated record. The transcript has 3 exons. Lineage: Eukaryota; Fungi; Ascomycota; Pezizomycetes; Pezizales; Pyronemataceae. Bases 140 to 1111 code for a protein of 323 amino acids.
AUGUACGACACGCAUCUGACGUAGGCGCGAGAAUUACUUUCAUACAAAAACGCUUCGUCGAUGGGUUCUACAUACGCUUCACCAAGCUCACGCAUUGCUCCAUCAGACAGACAGACAGACAGACAGUUACAUACACACAAUGGCCUCGAUUUUCUCCUCUACGCCGACCUGGAGCUGCUCCACAAUCCCCCAGCUCGUGUCGAAGGUCUUCCUCGUUACCGGCGGUACUGCCGGUAUCGGCUUCGGUAUCACCGCAAACCUCCUUUCCCACAACCCCGAGCGUGUGUACAUGCUCUCCGAGCUUCCCGAGCACGCCACGCUUGCCAAACAAGAGCUCCAAAAGUACGGCGAUGUGUCCAAGAUCGAGUACAUCAACUGCGACCUCCGAGAUCUCCGACAGGUCGAUAAGACUGCGAAGGAACUAAGCUCGAAGCUUACUCGACUGGAUGCGCUGGUAUGCAAUGCCGGCUGUGGCGUGGGCGUUUAUAAUGUGUCGAAAGACGGUCUCGACACCCACUUCCAGAUCAACCACCUUGCCCAGAUGCAUCUGAUCCUGACGCUCCUCCCGCUGCUCCGCAAGACGGCGAAGGAGCACCACGACGCCCGCAUCGUCGUCCAAGCAUCGAGUCUCCACAGCUCCGCACCGUCCUCCGUCAAAUUCGCCAGCGUCGACGAGAUCAACACGGACAUCGGCCCGUCGUAUCUCUACAACCGCUCAAAACUCGCGCAGAUCCUGUUCAUCCGGGGGCUCGUGCAGCGGCUCAACGACGGAAGGCUCGGGCCCGGCGAGGUGGCUAAUAUCUUCGCUAAUGCGACGCAUCCGGGCGCCGUGAACACUACGCAACCAGAUCAGGCUGAGGAGGCGUAUGGUCUCCUCGGGAAGGUUGCGACGCCCAUCGUGAGGACGUUCAUGAAGGACCCUAUCACCGAUGGUUGUCUACCCGCGCUGUUUGCCGCCACUGCGGAGGAUGUCAAGAAAGAAAAUAUUACCGGCCAAUAUAUUACGCCUCCGAACAAGGUGACAGAGCCGUCAAAGCAGGCGCAGGAUCAAACACUAACCGAUAGUCUGUGGGCACUGAGUGAGAAGAUUUUGGCGGAAAAGUUAGCGUAGGAAGCGCACGAGAGCAUUCGUAUACAUAAACAGGGCGGCGUUAACUAUGGCGGCACCCGCCGGAAUAUAAACUUAAAUGGUGUCUACAUAUGUGUGAAUUUCAGAAGCUUGUUCGUAUGUAGGUUAAGAUUCAGCCAAACGAACUCGUUUAUGAGGGCAGAGCUUGGCAUGAACACAAAACACGUCGG